AUGGUCAAGUGGCAACACAAACUGCUGCACUUAUCGCAGAGCUUGGCGGUUCAUGAUAAGGACAUCCUGCAAAAGAUUGCAAAUGCAACCAUUUCAAUUUGUGGCAAGAGUCGCCGGUGGGACUGGUCCCUACACUUAUUCAGCGAUAUGAAACGCUGCCAGAGCAUGGGAUGCAGCCAUGGAAAUCCUGCCACACUUCCUCCACGAGAUGUCAUCUCCUAUGGUACUUUGAUUUCAAUGUUCGGGAAACUUUCGCAGUGGCAGCGAGCCUUGCUCCUGCUAUGUGAAUGUGACACACUGGCUGAUCUGACACCUGACCAGGUUUGCUUCAACGCUGCUAUUGAUGCAUGUGGGAGAGGACUUCAGUGGCUGAGAGCGAGCAAACUACUUCUUGCAAUGCUUGAGCGAAGUGUGCUUCCAGACAUUGUUGGCAUGAGCACCUUAAUGGCAGCUCUUUCGAGAGCAAGUUGUUGGCAGCAAGCACUGUCUGCCUUCUCCAAGGCACAUGCGUCUCACAUGCGUCUUGACAUUUUGGGAAUGACCUCCGCGAUCAGUGCAUAUGAGAAGGGAAGGCAUUGGAAAGCCGCCCUUGAACUUCUGGUGCAGGCCUCUCGCAAGCAAGCAAUCCCAGAUACUGUUGGCUUUGGCGCUGCAAUAGUUGCCUGCGAAGGUUGCUCACAGUGGGAGCAAGCUUUGAACCUUCUUAUGCAUAUAGUGCCACCAAGUAGGGCACGAAACGCCAGCAUGGCUUCUUGCUAUGCAACAGCAAUGAAAGCAGUAGCUACGGCAAAGAGAUGGCAACAUGCUCUGGCCUUGUUGACAGGAGCGCAGUCAUAUGGGGAUGACUUCAUUGACAGCUUUGCGUGGGCUAGUCUAUUUUCAGCACUGCUUGUGAAUCCUAAUCGCCUGUACACAGAAACAAUGCUCCUGUACAAGCAGGGCAUUUUUCGCAAUGUACGCCAAAGUGCGCAACUUGCAGAUAUCCAUUGUCUUGCUGAGUGGAUGCAGGGCAUGGGAGUAAAUGGCUUUGUUGCCCGUUACUCUCGCCGUAAAGGUAGAGUGCUUGGGCAAAGUCCGAGUGAGACCUUUGCUGCAGACAUGCUUGAGACGGAGGGGUGGGCACAGCGGGCUAGAGUCAAAUGA
This is a messenger RNA of Durusdinium trenchii, 1143 nucleotides long. The record is from the annotation of a GenBank genome assembly. Lineage: Eukaryota; Dinophyceae; Suessiales; Symbiodiniaceae.